Daldinia loculata is the source of this 1891-nucleotide messenger RNA. RefSeq lists its product as uncharacterized. The coding region runs from base 202 to 1674 and encodes 490 amino acids. Gene Ontology annotation, molecular function: nucleic acid binding. Lineage: Eukaryota; Fungi; Ascomycota; Sordariomycetes; Xylariales; Hypoxylaceae. Gene Ontology annotation, biological process: mRNA cis splicing, via spliceosome. The record is from RefSeq and is a predicted model, not a curated record. Gene Ontology annotation, cellular component: precatalytic spliceosome. The transcript is spliced from 3 exons.
ACUUCACAUUACCAGGUAGCUAGGUACCUACGUAAACUUAUCAACUUACAUUUCAUAGCUCUCUUUUUCAGCCUCGUGAAGUAGGCUGAGGGGCAUAGUUAGUUGUUCGAAUUUGCUUGUCGCUAAACAAGUCGCACACUAAGUAGUAUUUCCGAAUAAGCUUCAUAUUCGACCUAAGGAGUUACCACCAGGACCACAAACAUGGCUGCUCAACAGCCACGGGCAGGCCUAUCCUUAUACGCCAACCUUCUCGAGCCCGAAGGCGACUCAUCCGCUUCCAUAUCCCGAGGUCCGGUAGUAUCACAAGAAGCGCUCGAUGCAGUGAAAGAGCAAGAAGCUUCUAAGAAGGCCAUUGACCCUGCUCUUCGCUUUCAGCCACAUCCACAGAUUCGCCGCCCCCAGCCGAAAAUCCAGAGGCCUAAAGCCAGCUUCCCAAAAGCGCCCCCUCUUCCCAAUGCCUCCAAUGUCGCUGGCGCUGGCCCAGCUCCGGCUCCAGCGAAGAGUAGGCUAGCCGACUGGGUACCUACUGAAGAAGACGAGUAUAUGUAUGCGACGAUCGAGAAGAGAGCACGAGGUGGACGCAAGAAGAAAAAGAAGAAGGCUGAGGAUGUGCCCAUUGAGACGGACUGGGAUGAGAUAUAUGACCCUUCGAGACCUACAAAUGUAGACGAGUACCUACGAAGCGAGGAGCGGGUACGUGAGGUACGAGAAUGGAAGGAUCUACUCUACAAACAUAAACGGCGCGACGACGACGAUGAUGAUGAAAGACGUGGUAGCUGGGAUAGCGAGGAGGAAGACUUAGCGCCAAUGCAAAAUCAAUUCGCGCCGCCAGAUUCCUACUCUUUCGCACCACCGCCGCCCUCACCCCCGCGAGCUUCAUUGCCAGACGACAAGACCGGCGACGAUGCCUAUGCGCGCCGUUUGGCCAUGUCUCGAGGCAACAUACCUCCACCCCCGCGCUCGCCAACACCACCGCCGCCUCCACCAUCAGCUCCUCCCGAACCAGAGAUCGCAACGAUAUCCCGCGCGCCAGUGCGUUACACACAACCGGAGCCACCUGCGCCGCCUGACCCAGACGCCAUGGACGAAGACGAGGAUGAAUACGUCCCCCCUGAGCCCAGCUCCGAAGAAGCUCCUGAACAGCGUGGCGGUCGAUCUCGUGAGAAAGGCUUUGCCGCACGUCUCAUGGCUAAAUACGGAUGGUCUAAGGGCCAGGGUCUAGGUGCUGAGUCCAGCGGUAUCCUACAACCGCUGCGCGUCGAGGUAGAGAAGCGGAAGAAGAAGUCAGACGCAGAAGGUGGCGGAUGGGCCGGCCCUGGCGGACGCGGGCGUAUCAUCGGCUCCAAAACUGGCGCAGCAUCCCAACCCGAGAGCAGCAUCGGUUCCAUGAGUAACGUCGUUGUUCUGCGGAAUAUGUUGGAGGGUAUGGAAGAUCUCCAGGCCGAAAUAGAGUCCGGGUUAGGACAAGAAAUCGGCGAGGAGUGCGGUGACAAGUACGGACGCGUCGAGAGGCUGUACAUUGAUAUCGAGGGCCGGCGGGUAUAUAUCAAGUUCACUGACCAAGUCUCCGCCUUAAGGGCAGUAAAUGCUUUAGACGGCCGCAUAUUCGCCGGCAACACCAUCCAGCCUCAGUUCUACGACGUGGACAAAUUCGAACAGAGGAUCUACGAGUAAUUAGAUUUAGAUUAUGAAAUAUCGUAAUAGAGUGUCCCAGACGGUGAAGGGGAGCUCUAGGACCCGUAUUGGCUACCUAUUAGAUAGCUACCCGUAAUAGUAUCCAAGUAAUAGUAUCUAAAGGAUAAAAGCUUGACGCUACAUAUGUAAAUCUGACUUAUAUUGCUCUUCGUAAGAGUCAUACUCGAAAUUGAAUCAUAGGUGUAGAAUGUUUAAC